CUAACUGAUCCCAUUUUACAGGGAUGAUGAGAUAUCUUAGGGAAAUUCAAACCGAACAUUUUAUCUCACAUUUCCAUAUUUAAAUUAAAUCAUCUGAUCUCAACUACACCAAACAACCCACAAACAUGGCCAGACUUGUGUUUACCCUCUUUGUUUUCUCUGCCUUGGCUGUGCUCUCGGCCGGUGCCCGCCAUCACCAUCAAACCCCAUCACCUUCGCCAUCUUCCGACUGUUCCAUCCUCAUAUUAAACAUGGCCGAUUGUCUUUCUUUCUUGGCUGUCGGAAGCAAUGACACCAAACCCACGUCGGAUUGCUGCUCCGGAUUUAAAAUGGUUUUGAAAGAAGAUGCCAAGUGCAUAUGUCAAUCCAUCAAGAACAGUGCGGAUCUGGGUAUUAACAUGACCAAGGCAGCAACUUUGCCAUCUGCUUGCAAGGUCUCUGCUCCUUCUGUACAAGGCUGUAACGUGUCUCUAUCUCCUGAACCAUCCCCUGUGAAUCCUCCAGAGUCACCACCGGAGCACUCUCCAUCUCCAAGCUUAGCAAGUCCCCCAAGUCCAGCACCGGCAGGGGAAGAAGGAGAUAGUCCAGGUCCAGCAGUGCCUAAAGCUGGGAGUGGGACGUUGUCUGUUUCGUUGGUAGCCAUUUUUACUAGUUUCACUCUGGUUUUAUUCACUUAUAUUUAAGUGUAGGAUUUGUUUUUUAGUGUAGGUUGGUUUGAUUAGAGAGAAAUUUUAUUUUUUGUUUUGAGAUGAA
Carica papaya (papaya) is the source of this 753-nucleotide messenger RNA. Its product is annotated as non-specific lipid transfer protein GPI-anchored 31-like. Lineage: Eukaryota; Viridiplantae; Streptophyta; Magnoliopsida; Brassicales; Caricaceae. The record is from RefSeq and is a predicted model, not a curated record.